AUGUUUCCUUCUCAUCGACUCAUAUUCCUAGCUGCAUUUCCUAUCAUCCUGCUCUUCAUCCUACAGCAGGGGUAUGUACCUUUCUCAAUACAGGGCCAAGUUCUGUCAUGGCUGCCGGACGAUGUACUGGAUAAACUGAUUACUCGACCAACCGUCCACCUCCGCCAAGGUAUCGUCGUGGGAACUAGAUUGUCCGAUUCCCUGCCACGACCAGUAGAUGCAUUCCGAGGAAUUCCUUAUGCUCUACCUCCCACUGGAGACAGGAGAUUCCGCAGAGCCGUAGCAGUGGGCUCUUCGAAUGAUACCAUUGACGCGAGUCGGUUCGGCCCACGAUGCCCUGGUAAACAACUAUUGAACGUUUCUGGCGAUGUUACUAGUUCGGAGGAUUGCCUGACGGUGAACGUGUUUCGUCCUCAUGGCGUAAAAUGCAAACUGCCCGUUGCAGUGUACGUGCAUGGUGGAGCAUAUAACCGUGGUACAGCUUCAAUGCAUAACACUGCAUCCAUGGUGGGAUGGUCCAAGAAGCCAUUCGUCGCAGUAAGCUUCAACUAUCGUAUCGGCGCGCUGGGAUUCCUUCCAUCGACUGUGUCAGCUCAAGAUGGAAUACUCAAUCUCGGAUUGCAUGACCAGAUCCUUGCUUUCAAGUGGGUGCAGGAGAAUAUCGAAGCGUUUGGAGGGGAUCCCUCGCAAGUGACGCUCAUCGGCCUGUCUGCAGGAGCACACUCAAUCGCGCACCAUAUCAUGAACGACGACCUCGGCACCUCCCUCUUUCACCGAGCCGUCCUCGAGUCGGGCGCAGCAACCUCCCGCGCUGUGCACCCAUACAACGCGCAACUACACGAGACCCAAUUCCAAGGAUUUAUCACAGAAGCUGGCUGCACCGAUAGACCACAAUCGGAGAUAAUGAACUGCCUGCGCAGUCAACCCUCAUCAACCGUCAUCAACGCCUCCUUCACCAUCUUCGACCGAUACAACCCCUCCGUCCGCUGGGCCUUCCAACCCGUCAUCGACGGGGACCUGAUCAAGCGCCGCCCAAUCGACGCCUGGCGCUCGGGGAAAUGGAACAAAAUGCCCAUCCUGACCGGCUUCAACACAAACGAAGGCACAUACUACGUCCCGUCCGCAAUGUCGCAGUCCUCCGAAUUCACAAACUUCUUCCACACCUUGCUCCCUGCCUACUCGGACAAUGAUAUAAAGACCAUCGACGAGCUCUACCCAGACCCCGCGGUGGAUCCCUCCUCCCCAUAUCUCGAAACUAGAAACAUACCCGUCGGUCCGCAGUAUAAGCGCGUCGAAGCUGCGUAUGGUCAUUACGCGUAUGCCUGUCCGGUGAGGCAGACCGCGACUCUCGCCUCGGCGGGGCAGGAGGAGCCUAUGGCGUAUGAGACGUUCAAUCCGGAGGUGCGAGAGAUUUCGAGGAGUCAGGAGGAGAUCGCUGGGAUGUUUCAUGCGUACAUCACUUCGUUUAUUGUGACUGGGAAUCCGAAUGCGGUGGGGGGACGGUAUGAGAAUCGCACAGUGUGGGCGCCUUAUGAUGCCUCAUUGGCAUCUGGACGAAAGAUUAUGGUCUUUGGAGAAGGAAGUGAUGAACGUGCCGGUGGGAGUGCCACAGGUGUUGCAGCGCAGUUGGUGGAGGAUGAAUGGAGCCGAAGAGAGUGUGAGUUUUGGUGGACAAAGGCGGGUAUUUCAGACUUGAAAUAA
This is a messenger RNA of Aspergillus novofumigatus IBT 16806, 1701 nucleotides long. Its product is annotated as putative extracellular lipase. The record is from RefSeq and is a predicted model, not a curated record. NCBI's taxonomy places the organism in Eukaryota, Fungi, Ascomycota, Eurotiomycetes, Eurotiales, Aspergillaceae. The transcript is spliced from 6 exons. The coding region runs from base 1 to 1701 and encodes 566 amino acids.